GCAGUACGGAAGUAGGUUGGGCGCCGGACUCAAGCGCCUUGCGGAAGUAUGCCCUAGCGCACCGGAAGCCGCCUGAAGAGAGCGAUGGCGGGUUUGACGGUGAGAGACCCUGCGGUGGAUCGUUCUCUACGUUCGGUGUUUGUGGGGAACAUUCCAUAUGAGGCUACUGAAGAGCAAUUAAAGGACAUCUUUUCUGAGGUUGGACCUGUUGUUAGUUUCAGAUUGGUAUAUGAUAGGGAGACAGGCAAGCCAAAGGGUUAUGGCUUCUGCGAAUACCAAGACCAAGAGACAGCACUUAGUGCCAUGCGAAACCUGAAUGGGCGUGAAUUCAGUGGGAGAGCACUUCGAGUAGACAAUGCUGCCAGUGAAAAGAACAAAGAAGAGCUGAAGAGCCUUGGCACUGGUGCCCCUGUCAUUGAGUCACCUUACGGAGAGACCAUCAGUCCUGAGGAUGCCCCUGAGUCCAUUAGCAAAGCAGUUGCCAGUCUUCCACCAGAGCAGAUGUUUGAGCUGAUGAAGCAAAUGAAGCUCUGUGUCCAGAAUAGUCCCCAGGAAGCAAGGAACAUGUUGCUCCAAAACCCUCAACUGGCUUAUGCUUUGCUGCAAGCUCAGGUAGUGAUGAGAAUUGUGGAUCCAGAGAUUGCUCUGAAAAUUCUGCAUCGUCAGACAAAUAUCCCAACGCUAAUUGCAGGCAACCCACAGGCAAUCCACAGUGCUGGGCCUGCCUCAGGAGCCAGUGUGUCAAUGAACCAGCAGAAUCCUCAGGCCCCUCAGGCCCAGUCUUUGGGUGGAAUGCAUGUCAACGGCGCACCUCCUCUGAUGCAACCUUCUAUUCAAGCUGGAGUUCCAGUACCAGGGCAAAUACCAACUGCUGUAACCGGACCUGGCCCCGGUUCCUUAGCUCCUGGAGGAGGAAUGCAGGCCCAGGUUGGAAUGCCAGGAAGUGGACCGGUGUCCAUGGAGCGGGGACAAGUGCCGAUGCAAGACCCCAGAGCAGCUAUGCAGCGUGGGCCCUUGCCUGCCAAUGUCCCAACUCCUCGAGGUCUGUUAGGAGACGCUCCGAAUGACCCACGUGGAGGCACUUUACUUUCUGUAACUGGAGAGGUAGAGCCUAGAGGUUACCUGGGACCUCCUCAUCAGGGUCCACCCAUGCACCAUGUCCCUGGCCAUGACAGCCGUGGCCCACCCCCACAUGAGAUGAGGGGAGGACCAUUAGCUGAGCCCAGACCUCUGAUGGCAGAGCCAAGAGGACCCAUGCUAGAUCAGAGGGGUCCACCCUUAGAUGGCAGAGGUGGAAGAGAUCCCCGAAGCAUAGAGGCACGAGCCAUGGAGGCACGGGCCAUGGAGGCAAGAGGAUUAGAUGCCAGAGGAUUGGAUGCCCGUGCGAUGGAAGCCCGUGCGAUGGAGGCUCGUGCGAUGGAGGCCCGUGCGAUGGAGGCCCGUGCGAUGGAAGUCAGAGGGAUGGAGGCCAGAAGCAUGGAUACAAGGGGCCCGGUCCCUGGCCCUAGAGGCCCUAUACCUAGUGGAAUCCAGGGUCCCAAUCCAAUUAACAUGGGCGCAGUUGGCCCCCAGGGAUCCAGACAGGUCCCAGUCAUGCAGGGAGCGGGCAUGCAAGGAGCAAACAUCCAGGCUGGAGGUCAGCCUGGUGGCUUUAGUCCUGGCCAGAAUCAAGUCACUCCACAGGACCAUGAGAAGGCUGCUUUGAUCAUGCAGGUUCUUCAACUGACUGCAGAUCAGAUUGCCAUGCUGCCUCCUGAGCAGAGGCAGAGUAUCCUGAUCUUAAAGGAACAAAUACAGAAAUCCACUGGAGCACCUUGAAAGGUUUUCAAAAAUCCCUGGCAACAAGUCUGGAAGUUAAUUAUAUAACUCUAUUGAAAUGUUGCAAAAAGAUGGCUUCUACAUCCUUAACCCUUGAAUGACUCAAAUUGGUGCCAGGUGGAGGACUCCCAUCACCUUCUCUCAGAACAAAACAAGUCCUUUCUGUUGUCUUAGUUUGUAUAUUUUCUGUGACUUGAAAUAAACUUUGAACACAAUUUUAGUAUACUGCAAA
Messenger RNA from Pteropus alecto (black flying fox), 2050 nucleotides. RefSeq names its product cleavage stimulation factor subunit 2 (gene CSTF2). The transcript is spliced from 14 exons. The coding region runs from base 85 to 1818 and encodes 577 amino acids. NCBI's taxonomy places the organism in Eukaryota, Metazoa, Chordata, Mammalia, Chiroptera, Pteropodidae. Gene Ontology annotation, cellular component: mRNA cleavage and polyadenylation specificity factor complex. Gene Ontology annotation, biological process: mRNA 3'-end processing. The record is from RefSeq and is a predicted model, not a curated record. Gene Ontology annotation, molecular function: mRNA binding.